Rhizopus microsporus ATCC 52813 is the source of this 489-nucleotide messenger RNA. RefSeq lists its product as uncharacterized. The record is from RefSeq and is a predicted model, not a curated record. Gene Ontology annotation, biological process: regulation of transcription by RNA polymerase II. Gene Ontology annotation, molecular function: DNA-binding transcription factor activity, RNA polymerase II-specific; RNA polymerase II cis-regulatory region sequence-specific DNA binding. NCBI's taxonomy places the organism in Eukaryota, Fungi, Mucoromycota, Mucoromycetes, Mucorales, Rhizopodaceae. Bases 1 to 489 code for a protein of 162 amino acids. The transcript is spliced from 2 exons.
AUGGCAGGCGAUUCCUUGGGCCUUCCCGUAGACGGCGUCUUUCGUGAAAGAGCCUCUUCAGCAUGCUCCUCUUCCUCUGCCGAUAGUUCACUCUCUAUCAGUCCCCCACCUACACGCCGAUCCAGCAAGGCUGCCGUCAGCCUUUCUAAAUCACCCGUCAAGCGUUCUCGUGGACGCAGAGUGUCCAACAGCCCAAGUGUAGCUGGCCAAAAGGUGUUUACCUGUACACAUGAUGAUUGUGGUAAGGUAUUUAAGCGAUCAGAACACUUGAAGCGUCAUAUUCGAUCCAUUCAUACUUUGGAAAAACCCUAUGAAUGCCCUUAUCAAACGUGCUCCAAGAGAUUCUCUCGCUCUGAUAACUUGAACCAACAUAUUCGCAUUCAUCGUCACACAGGAAAAGACAAGAGCAAUACUAAUAACAGCAGCACCAGUAAUCAGAACGCUAGCGUCUCAAACAACAACUUUAAUAAUUUUAUGCCUACUUUUUAA